Messenger RNA from Acanthochromis polyacanthus (spiny chromis), 995 nucleotides. Its product is annotated as C2 calcium-dependent domain-containing protein 4C-like. The transcript is spliced from 2 exons. The record is from RefSeq and is a predicted model, not a curated record. Lineage: Eukaryota; Metazoa; Chordata; Actinopteri; Pomacentridae. Bases 403 to 906 code for a protein of 167 amino acids.
AAAUGUGACUUUGAAUCUUAACCAGAAAACUACGAUAAUUGAAUCAGAAAAUAUAAAUUAUAAUAUAUUCAGCGUUUGUUACUGGGUUAAAUAUAAAUUCAGUUUAAAAAAAAAAAAAACACCAUAACACUCAGAGAUGACCAUAGGGAUGCUUCUUAAUUUCCACCUUCAUUAAGGUGGUCUGCAGGUGUGACAGUGAGCAGCCUCUGAUCAUGUGAUUGAUUGGAUCCACCUGCUGCUGCUCUUAUAUCCCUUCAGAGCAGGUGAGUUGACUUCCCCUCCAUCAACUGUCAGUUUGAAAUGACUUCAAACCAUUGAUUUGCUCUUUUUUUUUUUCGUUAGCAACUUUUUUGAUCUGCAAAGGAGUUCCAGUUAAACACGCUGUGCUUCACCUGUUCAGACAUGUCAUCCGUUAAACCCAGAUCGUCAUUGCGAUCUUUGGUUCUGACACCGGACCGGAUCCCGAGCUUCUUCAUCCUGUCCAGCUUGUCUCCGCAGCCUCAGAGGGCUGAACCAGAGCGAACCAGGCUGCUAUCUGACCAUGAUGAGACCCCACCCAAGCCCGCCUCCUCCCACCAGUACCUGCUCCAUCCUCGCCACGGCCCUGCUGAGUCAGCAGACACGGACCUGACAACCCGGGCGGCCAUGUCUCUGUCACAUGUCCCGAAAGUGACGACUCCUUAUGGCUUUAGCGCCGUGCUGGCUGCGAGCCCCUGCACGAACCGGAGGGAGUCCCUGUUUCACCGGAACAGACCGGUGACGGUGACCGAGCCACAGGAAGCAGCGGACCCGUCUCGCUUCCAGCCUGUUAAAGCUCUAGGUUUGCAGGUGAUGAAGGAGCUGAGGAGACCUGCUGCUGCUCUGAAGGCUCUGAGUCCUGCAGCCCGAAGGUCCGCCCACCGAUGACAUCAGCAGACACACCUGGCAGGUGGAGCAGGUUCAGCAGCUGCUGUUUUAAAAUCACAUCAACAUAAAAUAAAGUGUUUUGAUACGAA